Molecule: messenger RNA, 5830 nt
Organism: Ananas comosus (pineapple)
Lineage: Eukaryota; Viridiplantae; Streptophyta; Magnoliopsida; Poales; Bromeliaceae
Product: clathrin heavy chain 1-like
Exons: 30
Coding region: 248-5386 (1712 amino acids)
Biological process (GO): receptor-mediated endocytosis; intracellular protein transport
Cellular component (GO): Golgi apparatus; clathrin coat of coated pit; clathrin coat of trans-Golgi network vesicle
Molecular function (GO): clathrin light chain binding; structural molecule activity
Source: RefSeq, a predicted model, not a curated record
UCAUUCACGCUCGUCCUCACUCCCUCCGUCGACGGAAUAAAAGGGAGAAGAAGAAGACGCUGCCACUCCUCUGCUUUAAAUAUUUCGAUAUUAUUAUAUUCAUUGCUCUCUCCUUUUCCUGAGAUAUCUCUCUCUCUCGAUAUCGAUCUCGAUCUCGAUCUCGAGCGAUCGCUGAGGGGCGAUUAAGCCUCAGAUCCAGGGGCGAUCUCCUUCUUCGCCUUCGCCGAAGCCCUAGCUCGCGAUCGCCAUGGCGGCGGCCAACGCCCCGAUCGCCAUGAGAGAGGCCCUCACGCUUCCGAGCGUCGGCAUAAACCCGCAAUUCAUCACCUUCACGCAUGUCACGAUGGAAUCGGAGAAGUAUAUCUGUGUCAGGGAGACCUCGCCCCAAAACAGUGUGGUGAUCAUUGAUAUGAGCAUGCCGAUGCAGCCGCUGAGGAGGCCUAUCACGGCGGAUUCCGCGCUGAUGAAUCCGAAUAGCAGGAUUCUAGCUCUUAAAGCUCAAAUACCAGGAACUGUUCAGGAUCACCUACAAAUUUUUAAUAUUGAAAUGAAGACUAAAGUGAAAUCUCAUCAGAUGCCUGAGCAGGUUGUAUUUUGGAAGUGGAUUACCCCAAAGAUGUUAGGGCUGGUUACACAAACCUCAGUGUACCAUUGGUCAAUAGAAGGAGAUUCAGAACCUGUUAAAAUGUUCGAUAGGACUGCUAAUCUGGCAAAUAAUCAGAUCAUCAACUACCGUUGUGACCCCACAGAAAAAUGGCUAGUUUUAAUUGGAAUUGCGCCAGGUGCUCCUGAGAGACCACAACUGGUCAAAGGAAGCAUGCAGCUCUUUUCUGUCGACCAGCAGCGCAGUCAGGCACUUGAAGCACAUGCUGCAUCCUUUGCUACAUUCAAGGUUGCUGGCAACGAGAAACCCUCUGUUCUAAUUUGUUUUGCCUCAAAGACCAGCAACGCUGGACAGAUUACUUCAAAAUUGCAUGUCAUUGAACUUGGUGCACAACCAGGGAAGCCUGGUUUUACGAAGAAACAAGCAGAUCUGUUCUUCCCACCAGAUUUUGCUGAUGACUUCCCUGUUGCAAUGCAGAUCUCACAGAAGUACAGUUUGAUAUUUGUGAUCACAAAGCUUGGACUUUUAUUUGUGUAUGAUUUGGAGACAGCAGCAGCAGUCUACAGAAACCGUAUCAGUCCAGAUCCUAUAUUUUUGACUGCAGAAGCUUCAGCUAAUGGUGGCUUUUAUGCUAUUAAUAGGAGGGGACAGGUUCUGCUUGCCACUGUCAAUGAUGCCACUAUUGUGCCUUUCAUUAGCGGUCAAUUGAAUAAUCUGGAGCUUGCUGUGAACAUUGCCAAACGAGCGAAUCUUCCAGGAGCAGAGAACCUGGUUGUGCAGAGAUUCCAGGAACUGUUCUCACAGACAAAGUACAAGGAAGCUGCCGAGCUUGCUGCAGAAUCUCCACAGGGCAUACUUCGGACACCUGAGACGGUUGCAAAGUUUCAGAGUGUUCCUGUACAAGCUGGACAAACUCCGCCUCUAUUGCAGUAUUUUGGAACAUUGUUAACUAAGGGAAAGCUAAAUGCUUUUGAGUCUUUAGAGUUAUCGCGCCUUGUUGUGAAUCAAAACAAAAAGAAUCUGUUGGAGAAUUGGUUGGCUGAGGACAAGCUUGAGUGCAGUGAAGAACUUGGAGAUCUUGUCAAGACUGUGGACAAUGAUCUUGCGCUGAAAAUUUACAUAAAAGCAAGGGCUACUCCAAAAGUCGUUGCUGCUUUCGCUGAACGAAGGGAGUUUGACAAGAUUCUUAUUUACUCCAAGCAGGUUGGGUACACUCCGGAUUAUCUUUUUCUUCUCCAGACUAUUCUGAGGUCAGAUCCCCAGGGAGCUGUUAACUUUGCUCUUAUGAUGUCACAAAUGGAGGGCGGUUGUCCAGUGGAUUAUAAUACAAUCACUGAUCUCUUUCUUCAGAGAAACAUGAUCAGAGAAGCAACAGCCUUCUUAUUAGAUGUGUUGAAGCCAAACCUGCCUGAGCACGCCUUUCUUCAAACCAAGGUUUUAGAGAUCAAUCUAGUUACAUAUCCGAAUGUUGCUGAUGCUAUUUUAGCUAACGGGAUGUUCAGCCAUUAUGAUCGCCCGCGUAUAGCUCAGCUGUGUGAAAAGGCUGGCUUAUAUUUGCGAGCCCUUCAGCAUUAUACAGAGCUCCCAGAUAUCAAACGUGUUAUUGUGAAUACUCAUGCCAUUGAGCCACAGGCCUUGGUGGAGUUUUUUGGUACCCUGUCGAGGGAGUGGGCAUUAGAGUGCAUGAAGGACCUUUUACUAGUCAAUCUGAGAGGAAAUCUACAAAUAAUUGUUCAGACUGCCAAAGAAUACUCUGAGCAGUUGGGUGUGGACGCGUGCAUAAAAUUAUUUGAGCAAUUUAAGUCCUAUGAAGGUCUUUACUUCUUCUUGGGGUCAUAUUUGAGUUCCAGUGAAGAUCCAGAGAUCCAUUUUAAGUACAUUGAGGCGGCAGCAAGAACUGGACAAAUUAAAGAAGUUGAACGGGUUACAAGGGAAUCUAAUUUCUAUGACCCUGAGAAAACAAAGAACUUUCUAAUGGAAGCAAAACUCCCCGAUGCACGGCCUCUCAUAAAUGUUUGUGAUCGUUUUGGUUUUGUUCCUGAUUUGACACACUACUUGUAUACCAAUAACAUGCUUCGGUAUAUUGAGGGCUAUGUACAAAAGGUGAACCCUGGCAAUGCUCCUUUGGUCGUAGGCCAGCUGCUCGAUGAUGAGUGCCCUGAAGACUUCAUUAAAGGCCUCAUUCUUUCUGUCCGUUCUCUCCUUCCAGUUGAGCCACUUGUGGAAGAAUGUGAGAAGAGGAAUCGACUGAGAUUACUUACCCAAUUCUUGGAGCAUCUCGUGAGUGAAGGGAGCCAGGAUGUGCACGUCCAUAAUGCUCUGGGGAAGAUUAUCAUAGACAGCAACAACAAUCCUGAGCAUUUUCUCACUACUAAUCCCUACUAUGAUUCGCGUGUUGUGGGAAAAUAUUGUGAAAAGCGGGAUCCUACCCUUGCUGUUGUUGCUUAUAGACGUGGACAGUGUGAUGAUGAACUAAUAGAUGUCACCAACAAAAACUCGUUGUUCAAGUUGCAGGCUCGAUAUGUGGUGGAAAGAAUGGAUGGUGAUCUGUGGGAGAAAGUUCUUCAACCCGAGAAUGAAUACAGAAGACAACUGAUUGAUCAAGUUGUUUCCACUGCUUUACCCGAAAGCAAAAGCCCUGAACAAGUCUCUGCUGCCGUCAAAGCCUUCAUGACUGCUGAUCUUCCACACGAACUGAUUGAGCUCCUUGAAAAGAUUGUCCUUCAAAACUCUGCCUUUAGUGGGAAUUUCAACCUGCAAAACCUGCUUAUUCUUACCGCCAUUAAAGCCGAUCCUUCGAGGGUUAUGGACUACAUUAAUCGCCUCGACAACUUCGAUGGGCCUGCAGUUGGAGAAGUCGCCGUUGAAGCCCAGCUUUACGAAGAAGCCUUUGCCAUUUUUAAGAAGUUCAACUUAAACGUUCAAGCAGUAAAUGUCCUUUUGGAUAACAUUCAAAGCAUAGAGCGAGCAGUAGAAUUCGCAUUUAGAGUAGAGGAAGAAGCUGUAUGGAGCCAGGUGGCAAAAGCUCAGUUAAGAGAAGGAUUAGUAAGCGACGCUAUUGAAUCUUUCAUUCGUGCAGAUGAUGCUACACAGUUCCUCGAUGUUAUUAGUGCUGCUGAGGGUGCGAAUGUCUACCACGACUUGGUAAAGUAUUUGCUAAUGGUGAGGCAAAAGGCAAAGGAGCCGAAGGUGGAUGGUGAAUUAAUUUAUGCAUAUGCGAAGAUCGAUAGGCUUUCUGAAAUAGAAGAAUUUAUCCUUAUGCCGAACGUUGCUAAUCUACAAAGUGUCGGUGAUCGGUUGUUCGAUGAUGGCCUUUAUGAAGCAGCUAAGAUCAUAUUUGCUUUUAUCUCUAAUUGGGCCAAGUUGGCUUGCACGCUUGUUAAGCUGAAGCAGUUCCAAGGUGCAGUGGAUGCAGCUCGAAAAGCGAACAGCUCAAAGACGUGGAAAGAGGUUUGCUUUGCUUGUGUUGAUGCUGAGGAGUUCCGCCUGGCCCAAAUAUGUGGUUUGAAUAUAAUUGUACAGGUUGAUGACUUGGAAGAGGUUAGUGAUUACUACCAAAACAGAGGAUGCUUUAACGAGCUAAUCUCUCUCAUGGAGAGCGGCCUAGGGUUGGAACGGGCCCACAUGGGCAUAUUUACGGAGUUGGGAGUUCUCUAUGCUCGUUAUCGCCCUGAGAAGCUAAUGGAACACAUUAAACUCUUCUCAACCCGUCUCAACAUUCCUAAACUUAUUCGUGCUUGUGAUGAGCAACAACAUUGGAAGGAGCUCACUUACCUGUAUAUUCAGUAUGAUGAAUUUGACAAUGCGGCGACCACUAUUAUGAACCAUUCGCCCGACGCAUGGGACCACAUGCAGUUCAAAGAUGUUGCAGUUAAAGUCGCAAAUGUUGAGUUAUACUACAAGGCGGUGCAUUUCUACUUGCAGGAGCAUCCAGAUUUAAUUAACGAUCUUCUUAAUGUCCUUGCUCUUCGUGUGGACCAUACGCGUGUCGUGGAUAUAAUGCGUAAGGCUGGUCACUUACAUCUGGUGAAGCCAUACAUGGUUGCAGUACAAAGCAACAACGUGGCUGCUGUCAACGAAGCAUUGAAUGAAAUCUACGUAGAGGAGGAGGACUAUGAACGCCUACGUGAAUCAGUCGAUAUGCACGAUAACUUUGAUCAGAUAGGCCUGUCACAAAAGAUUGAAAAACACGAGCUUCUCGAAAUGAGGCGCAUUGCUGCAUAUAUCUACAAGAAAGCCGGGAGGUGGAAGCAGUCCAUUGCUCUGUCCAAGAAAGACAACUUGUACAAAGAUGCCAUGGAGACAUGCUCCCAAUCUGGUGACCGCGAGCUCUCUGAGGAGUUGCUUGUUUACUUCAUUGAGCAGGGAAAGAAGGAAUGCUUCGCAUCGUGCCUCUUCAUUUGUUAUGACUUGAUCCGGCCUGAUGUUGCCCUUGAACUCGCAUGGAUGAACAAUAUGAUCGACUUUGCUUUUCCAUACCUCUUGCAGUUUAUUCGCGAGUACACUGGCAAAGUUGACGAACUAAUGAAGGACAAGAUCGAAGCACAAAGCGAAGUGAAAGCUAAAGAGAAGGAAGAAAAGGAUCUGGUCGCUCAACAGAAUAUGUAUGCACAGUUGCUUCCUCUUGCUUUGCCGGCCCCACCAAUGCCUGGCAUGGGCAGUGGGCCCGGCAUGACCGCACCCUUCACAGCUCCGCCGCCAAUGGGUGGGAUGGGGAUGCCGCCAAUGCCAAUGCCAAUGCCAAUGCCCCCUUUUGGCAUGCCUCCUAUGGGAACCUACUAAAAGAUCGAUUUCUGCUUCACAAUGUGAGAAGAGAGAGAGAGAGAGAGAUUGUCAGAGAGAGGAGAGAGCCCGAGGUGUGCUUUUGACUCUUCUUAUGACACUGACUGUGAAGCUUCCAUAUUCCUACUUGGAUUUUAAUGCAGGGGACAACUUUCGACCGAAUUUUGGCUACCUUACUGAGGUUCAACUUGAGUGGGUUUUUGAAAUAGGUUCUGGUUAGGUACGAAGUACGAACUUUUUGUAUCAUUUGUAUAGGUAUAUUUUAUGUGUCUAUUAAGCCUUAGGUUUUGGUGAUUUACAGUGAGACAUGAUUCGGUUGUAUCAUUAGCUUUAGUUUAUAUUGUGUUUCAUAUUGUUCUAGUACCUGUGCUUGUGAGAAUUCUCGAUGCUGGCAUGAUUAAACUUUAUAUCUUAUUUAUAACACAAAAAUAAACCAAUAUGUAA